Molecule: messenger RNA, 516 nt
Organism: Cavenderia fasciculata
Lineage: Eukaryota; Evosea; Eumycetozoa; Acytosteliales; Cavenderiaceae
Exons: 2
Coding region: 1-516 (171 amino acids)
Source: RefSeq, a predicted model, not a curated record
AUGGAGUUUGAAAUGAAUCAAUUCCAUAAUGGUGAUAGUAAUAGUUUAAAGAAAAACAAGUUAAUAAUCAAAAGAAGAGGACCUUGUGGUGAUAAGGAUAUGCUCCGAAUCUUUUCAGGUUUUGAACAGGCCUUUCCAGAAGACCCAUCAUUCCGACAAAUAAUCAGUGCCCGAGAAUACGAAGACAUCAUCACUGAAAUCAAUACCAAGAUGAUGAGAAAACUAGAAUGUCGUGGUCUUAGAAUAGCUUGGAAUAUGGGAGCUUUCCUCUUUGUAUUUGUUGUUGGAAUGAUUCCAAUGAUUACUAGUAGUAUAAUUUUUGUAGUUAAACAAAAAAAGUUUUGGUCAAAGUUGUAUGUAGAUUUAAAUUAUCUAUUAUCAGAAAUUAAUGCAAGAGAGAAUAUAAAAUCAAGAGGAAUCGUAUUUAGUACAAACAAGAAAAAGAAAUUUAUUGAAAGAAAUGACAUUGCACAAGAAUUAAAAAUUAGAUUCUCUCCAUCCCUAUCUCCUUUUUAA